AUGUGGUUGCUGGAGAAAAUCCGUGGCUCGGUGGAGAACGGCGGCUCCCGGGGGAACGGCGACUCUGUCGAUAAGCAGUCCAAGGGUCCUCUGUACAGCAACGUCCUGACGCCAGAUAAGAUCCCGGAUUUCUUCAUCCCGCCCAAGCUCCCGAUGGUGCCCCCAGAAGCAGAGGGGGCAGAAGGGAAGGCAAAGCCCAAUCUGGGCACGUCGGCCUCGGAGCAGAACCUCUCGGCCCGCAAGCCGCAGCGCAGCCCGCGCUUGCCAGCAAAAGCCGCCUCUGAGAGCAAGAAUCUCCUGAAGGCUGCCAGCCGCCACAUCAUCCAGAUCGAGAGCGCCGACGAAUGGGCGUCCGAGGAGGACUUCAGCACCAAUGCGGACCCCCAGUCGCAGACAGCCAUGUCCCUGCCGUACGUGCCCAAGGCGCAGACGUCGUACGGCUUCGCGACGCUAAUGGAGAGCCCCCACACUCGCCGCAAGGAGUCCCUCUUCCACAGCGAGCACACCAGCCUGUGUCCGUCGCAGUCGACCUCUCCCAGCUCCCAGCGGAGGUCUCCUUCGGGAGGGAGCAAGACCAACGGUGAGGGCGGCCACCUCAACCCCUCGGACAUCAGCAUGUCCCUCAUGAACCCCUACCGCUACUUCAGUGGCGGCGAAAGCGACACGUGCUCCUCGGCCGAGUCGUCCCCGUUCGGCUCCCCCUUGCUCUCGCGCUCGGUGUCGCUCCUGAAGAUCUUCAGCCAGGAAAGCCAGUCCAAAGUCAUCAAGCUAAAGCACUCGGUGGCGCGCAACAGCUCCCUCUCCACCGACGACAGCUCGGCUGACACCAGCCCCAGCUCGCAGCGGCGCCAGCGGUCCGCCACCCCUCCUGCAGGGGCAGCUGGCACGGCACAACAGCCGGCGGCGCCGGCGGAGCAGCAGGAGCGCCUUCACAAGGAGCACAUCAUCCCGUUGAGCAAAGGGGGCAGCAUGAGGCUGGCGGCCGAGUACAACCCUUCGAGCGCCCGCCUUCGGGUGCGCGUCAUCACGGCGGAAGACCUCUACGACAAGCACUGCGACGCGCGGAGCAUCAACUGCUGCGUGGCCCUCUAUCUGAACCCUGGGAAGUUGCAGAAGCAGCGCAGCACCAUCAUCAAGAACAGCCGCUACCCCGUCUUCAACGAAGAUUUCUUCUUUGACGGGCUGGGGGCCGGCAACGCCAAGAAACUCUCCCUCAAGGUCAAGGUGCUCAACAAGGGAGGCAGCCUCAAGAGAGACACCCUGAUGGGGGAGAAGGAGCUCCCCUUAACGUCUUUGCUCCCAUUUUCAUAA
This is a messenger RNA of Podarcis lilfordi (Lilford's wall lizard), 1311 nucleotides long. NCBI's taxonomy places the organism in Eukaryota, Metazoa, Chordata, Lepidosauria, Squamata, Lacertidae. The record is from the annotation of a GenBank genome assembly.